CUAGACUCUGUAGGCAUUCAUCGAUCUUAACUUCUUGCUUUUUUGUCCGUGCCUCUUCAUACAUCACAGAAACAUCUUGUUUCUGAUAAGAAAACAAAAUAAAACAAAACAAAACCAAAAGAGAAAGAAAGAAGACCAUAUGGAUUAUGACAGUAAUAGUUGGAUUUGGGAGGGGGUAUACAACCACCCUUGGGUGUUGGGUGGUCUAAUGGUUACAGCAGCCUUGCUGGGACUGUCGACGAGCUACUUUGGGGGGAUGACCAACUCCUGGUCUCAUUUGGAGAUUUUCCCUAAGAAGAGAUCCGGUAAGAGGCAUGUUCGUGUUUACAUGGAUGGUUGUUUUGAUCUGAUGCACUAUGGCCAUGCCAAUGCACUCAGACAGGCAAAAGUUCUAGGAGAUGAAUUGGUUGUGGGUCUGGUGAGUGAUGAGGAGAUCCUCGCCAAUAAAAGCCCGCCUGUUUUGUCCAUGGAGGAGAGGAUGACCCUUGUUAGUGGAUUGAAAUAGGUGGACGAAGUCAUAACUGAUGCUCCUUAUGCAAUUACUGAGGAAUUCUUGAAUCGUCUUUUCUAUGAAUACAACAUUGACUAUGUCAUACAUGGGGAUGACUGUUGCCUACUUCCAGAUGGAACAGAUGCUUAUGCUACAGCAAAGAAAGCUGGCCGAUACAAGCAAAUUAAAUGUAUUGAAGGAGUUUCCAGCACAGAUAUUGUUGGUAAGAUUUAUCUCUUCUUAUGUUCGAAGAUAGCAGAAAUCUUGUGUUGUUGAUGGAUAAAGUUAAUUUUCUUGUUCCAAGUGUUAUAUUGAUAAAAAUUGGGUGGUAGGUAAAAGCUAAUUAUG
Messenger RNA from Arachis ipaensis, 838 nucleotides. NCBI's taxonomy places the organism in Eukaryota, Viridiplantae, Streptophyta, Magnoliopsida, Fabales, Fabaceae. The record is from RefSeq and is a predicted model, not a curated record.